Molecule: messenger RNA, 1770 nt
Organism: Engraulis encrasicolus (European anchovy)
Lineage: Eukaryota; Metazoa; Chordata; Actinopteri; Clupeiformes; Engraulidae
Gene: gad1b
Product: glutamate decarboxylase 1b
Exons: 16
Coding region: 1-1770 (589 amino acids)
Biological process (GO): GABA biosynthetic process
Cellular component (GO): presynaptic active zone; cytoplasm
Molecular function (GO): pyridoxal phosphate binding; glutamate decarboxylase activity
Source: RefSeq, a predicted model, not a curated record
AUGGCGGCUUCGGCACCUUCCUCCUCCGCCGGCGAACCGGAUCCCAACUCGACAAAUUUACGACCACCGUCCACAAGUUAUGAUGCAUGGUGCGGCGUAGCACACGGCUGUACGAAAAAGCUGGGGAUGAAGAUAUGUGGCUUCCUUCAAAAGAACAAUAGUCUGGAGGAGAAGAGUCGCAUCGUCAGCGCCCUCAAGGAACAGUCCUCCAGAAAUCAGCUGGAGAACAGCGAGCAAGGUGGCCACUUCAGGCGCACCGAGACAGAUUUCUCCAAUCUCUUUGCUCGGGAUCUAUUGCCUGCCAAAAAUGGCGAGGAGCCCACCAUGCAGUUCUUGCUGGAGGUGGUGGAGAUCCUAACUAACUAUGUCCGCAAGACCUUCGACAGAUCCACCAAAGUGCUGGACUUCCACCAUCCGCACCAGCUGCUUGAGGGCAUGGAAGGCUUCAACCUGGAGCUCUCAGACCAACCCGAGUCACUCGAACAGAUUCUGGUGGACUGCCGAGACACACUCAAGUACGGCGUACGAACAGGUCAUCCUCGGUUCUUCAACCAGCUGUCCACUGGGCUGGACAUCAUCGGCCUCGCAGGAGAAUGGCUGACAUCUACUGCCAACACCAACAUGUUCACGUACGAGAUUGCUCCUGUCUUUGUGCUGAUGGAGCAACUCACUCUGAAGAAGAUGAGAGAGAUGAUUGGCUGGCCGAACGGAGAGGGGGACGGCAUAUUCUCACCUGGGGGCGCCAUAUCCAACAUGUACAGUGUGAUGAUUGCACGUUACAAGUACUUCCCAGAGGUCAAAACCAAAGGCAUGUCUGCCGCGCCGCGAUUGGUCCUCUUCACCUCAGAACAUAGCCACUAUUCCAUCACCAAAGCCGGGGCAGCUCUGGGAUUUGGCAAGGAGAACGUCAUUCUGCUGCGCACAGACGAGAGGGGGCGCGUCAUCCCAGCUGACCUGGAGGCCAAGAUCCUGGACGCCAAGCAGAAGGGUUAUCAUCCCCUGUUUGUGAACGCCACUGCGGGCACCACUGUGUACGGCGCUUUCGACCCCAUCAACGAGAUUGCUGACAUCUGCGAGAAGUACAACCUCUGGCUGCACGUGGACGGUGCAUGGGGAGGUGGACUGCUCAUGUCCAGGAAGCAUCGCCACAAGCUGAGUGGUGUCGAGAGGGCCAACUCGGUCACAUGGAACCCUCACAAGAUGAUGGGCGUUCCACUGCAGUGCUCCGCCAUCUUGGUCAGGGAGAAGGGCAUCCUCUCAGGCUGCAACUCCAUGUGUGCUGGCUACCUGUUCCAGCCCGACAAGCAGUACGACGUGACCUAUGACACGGGGGACAAGGCCAUCCAGUGCGGACGCCACGUUGACAUCUUCAAGUUCUGGCUCAUGUGGAAGUCCAAGGGAACAAUUGGGUUUGAGCAGCACAUUGACAAGUGCUUGGACCUGUCCACGUACCUCUACAACAAAAUCAAGAAUCGCGAGGGUUACGAGAUGGUCUUUGAGGGAGAGCCCCAGCACACUAACGUGUGUUUCUGGUACCUUCCACCUGGCAUGAGAGACAUGCCCGCCGGAGACGAACGCCGGGAGAGGCUGCACAAGGUGGCGCCCAAGAUCAAGGCGAUGAUGAUGGAGUGUGGCAGCACCAUGGUGGGCUACCAGCCGCAGGGCCAGAAGGUCAACUUCUUCCGCAUGGUCAUCUCCAACUACGCCGCCACCCAGUCCGACAUCGACUUCCUCAUCGACGAGAUCGAGAGGCUCGGGCACGACCUGUGA